Molecule: messenger RNA, 1368 nt
Organism: Helicoverpa zea (corn earworm)
Lineage: Eukaryota; Metazoa; Arthropoda; Insecta; Lepidoptera; Noctuidae
Exons: 2
Coding region: 149-1192 (347 amino acids)
Source: RefSeq, a predicted model, not a curated record
UGUAUAUAAAAAGCGGCAAGUACGCCUGCCGCAUCCCUCGGCAGUUCGCAGUCGGCGGGUAGUACGGAGUGCCCGCCCGCCGCCGCCGCACCUCAAACAUUUUCGCUCAGAUUCAUGAAAAUGGAUUUAUAAAAGUUAUAACUUUACAAUGAGUUUGUUUGUCGAUUUAAGUCAGAUUAAAUCUUCAGUAACAAACCUAUCUGAGAUGGUUGACAAGAUAUCUUCUUCUGUUUCUAAAGAAAAGAAACCAGAUGAACGCCCAAAGAAAGACGAAAUCCUGUACAGGAGUUCUAUGUACAGCAGCUCCAUUCACAAACCGACGACUUUAGGUUUCGGCGUGCGAUUUUCCAGUCAAGAAGAUGUAUACCAAAGCCUGCCUAUGCCUUCGUCUAGACUUCGGAGUCACAUGUCUCUUCCGAAUUUGGGUAAAGCUGAAAACGUGUUCGAUAAACCUUCGGCGUCGCGCCAAGACGACAGGCCGAAGAUAGUAGAGCUUGACGAAGAUAGACUGGAUAAACACAAAACGACCAUUAAUUUAUCAUCAGAAAAUCUCAGUGAUUGGAUUCUUGCGUCCAUUAACAGGAGACCACAUUUCGAUGACGUCGGAGACACUCACCCCAUGGAUUUUUUAGAAAAUAUUCAGUACUACAUAUCCGAAUUAAGAAUGGCAGAAGAAAAACAGUUGCCAUUCAUAAUAUCGUGUUUAGAAGGAGUACCACUCAUGUGGGCACGGUGCUUCAAGAGCGAGUUCAAAGACGUAGAAACAUUCUACGCGGCUUUUGAACAAGAAUUCUGGGGCCCAGACAGACAAAAAGCAGUACUAUAUGACAUGAAACUAGGAAAAUACGAUGAUAGUAAUCCAAGAGUCAGUAUGUCAGAAUACUUUCUGCAUAAAGUAUCGAACUACCGGCAUUUAUCGCCACCACCUUCGGAUCUAGAGAUAGUUUAUUCGUUAGCAGCUCACUUUCCAACGGCCGUGGAGCUGGAGUUGCGCCUCGCACCGAAGCCGACGCUACGAGAAGCCUACCACGUGCUACGCCGUAGAGAGGGCGAAGGUUCAGAUUUUUUACCAAAUUAUUUGUAUGAAAUGUGUGAGGCGUUUCAACGUGGUCAGAGGCCUGAAUCCGCAAGACGUGGGGACGGGUCAUCGUCCUCUUACAAUGUAGAACACGAAAAGAAAGUACCGAAAUAGUAUCAAUAAAAAUAUUGCACUUAAGAAUAAACGUACCAAUCACUGCCAUUGAAUAAUUUAAAUAAGUCAUAGAAGGUAAAAUGUUUUUGAAAUAAACAGUUGACAUAAAAUUCCUGAUGUUUUAUUUAGCUCACAAAUCAAUACUUCAACUAAAAGAGAAUCUUUUCCCCAUAUCA